Messenger RNA from Chrysemys picta bellii (western painted turtle), 2248 nucleotides. NCBI's taxonomy places the organism in Eukaryota, Metazoa, Chordata, Testudines, Emydidae. The record is from RefSeq and is a predicted model, not a curated record.
UGACUUCUCUGUGCAUCAUCUGGGACUGCAUAAAAUAUGUCCAUUUUGUCCUUUUAUGCUGGGACUUUCGAGGGAGCUAGGUGCCCAAUUACCAUUGAAUUUCUCCUUGCCUCUAACCCUUCUCAAUUCGGUUUGCAAUGUGGACCUCAGCAGAUGUCUGUUCCCAGCUGCAGCCACCUUGGGGAGGUCUGAAAACCUGACUCUUCUAGUUUGCUUGGUCUAUUAUCCGAAAGAACUGAUCUAGGUGUGACGACCUGUCCUGUUCACUGUCUGUGGCAUUGUGGUAGAGAUUGGGGAAGGGCAUUGUUAAAAUUCACUGGCAGUUUCAGGAAUCGCUUUGAGUGGUGAUGGCUUUCAGAAAUAUCCAUUACGUCAGUGUCCUUCUACUGUGAGCGAGACGUAUGGGCCUAAUGCGCCUCUGCCGAGAAUAGAAGUCAGUGUGGAAUUGAGGCCCCUAGAUUUUACACUUAAUGGAUGAGAAUAAAGCCCUUUAUAUGCUGGAGGAUUGCUUCACAGCACCUUUCCUCUGACUGGUGGAGGGGAUGGAUAAGACAAAGAAAGAAUUGACAGACUCGCUGGGGAGGAGCCCCUAUUCUCCUCAUUCCAACAGCCAGGCUCAGGUCUUGGACCCCAGCCCAGGAGCCAGUUUAAGCCCAAUGGAAAGCAUCUACAGGGGGACCAACAGGAAAUACCCAAUGAUUAAACAAAAGGGAUUUUACUCUGAUGUGCUCUAUCCAGGAGCCACAGCUUUCUUGGGGGAUGUGUGCGCUGGUCCCAGUGUGUACAAGGAUUUACUGAGACAGGCUGAUCGUGAGCAGCACACGCCAAAAGUCACAACAUUUGAGACUCCCGAGAACAUUGAAUCUUACCUGGACAAACAAGUGAUUGGACCAACCACUGAGAUCCUGGCCAAGUCAGACUUCCCACUGCAAGCGUUUAAGCCAAAGGUGCAGCUUCCCUUUCAGGGAUUGCCAGGACAGUGCCCUCGGAAGAUUGAGAUAGAGAGGAGAAGACGGCUAUAUCUCAAACUAGAUAUUGCUCAGCUCUUAGCCAAAAAGGGGAUAGAUUCCAAUCAGCUGAUGCCCAGGCACCAAGACCCUGACAAUAUGCCAGCCAUUGAGCAAAAGAGAGAUCCUCUCUUUCCCAUCUACCUCCCACUGCAGAUAUUUGAUGAUGAAGAGUAUGACUGCCGGACUCCAGAAGAGUGGCUCUUGCUGGGGUUGGAGCCAGGAUCUCAAGACAGAAAACCAGUUCCCGGAAAAGCACUUUUACCUACAGAUGAUCAACUGGGACAUGAGGAUCCCAAAAGCCACGAGUUGAUCUAUAAGUGGGUCAGCGUUGGCGUCCUGGAUUACGACAAGGAGACAAAACUGUACUUGGUACAUAAGACAAACAAGAGGGGAAUGGUACGGGAUGAAGAAGGGAGGCCUAUUCUAAAUGGAGGAGUAUCUCCAGAAGGGAGAGCCUCUCUUAUGCCAUGUCAGUACUGGGUGCCACGAGUCCGUCUGCUGUUUCUCGCGGAAGACCCCCAUGUAUUUGCCCAGCGAGUGGUUUCUGCCAAUACCCUGCGUAAGGAAACACAGGCGCUCUUGCGGUACAAUCUGUAUGUGGACUGCAUGCCCGUGGAUGGGCUGAGGAGCAUUGAUGAGAAGAGCCUAGGUAGAAUGAAGCAGCUGGCAAUGAGCACUUCACACCUGAGAAAGGAGAUACGGUGAGUAUCCCAUUGAUUCUUCCCUGGAGGCUAGAAGAGGCUCAUUGAAAGACUCAGAUCAUGGCUGUGCUUUUAGUGUACUGUACUGGAUGUCUGCAUAGUAUGAAUGACUUCCCUGGGGUGCAACCUGGAACUAGGGUAUCGCUGGGGUACCUUUGUCUUACCAACCUGGGCUCCCUCUCACACUGUGCUGCUCUCACACAAGCUGCAGAUCCCUCCAGAUCUGCCCUCACACAAACAUUCACAGGCAGGGACACACCCAACUGUGUUACAUGAGUGCUUUUACCAGCCACCCAUGAACCAAUAAUAGAGAGGCUCCAGCCAGUUCCCCACAGUUCCCCAGCCUAGGACCCCAGAGCUGUACUGUUUUGCCCUGGUCAGAAGCCUGACCAGUGUACGUUUAUUACCCCGUAUGCGCCUCCUUCAAUGUGGAGAGGACAUUGCACCAGCCCCUGUUCUUGAGCAGAUUUCCCUUUGGACUUCAAACAACACACCAUUUUAGGUAAAAAAAUAUAAAACAAAUUUAUUAACUACAGA